AUGAGGCGCAAAUCACACACAUCAGCUCCCAACGUCGGUCCAUCCACAGACUCAGCUGCAGAACAGACAUCAAACAUGGCAGAAAAGUUCACAAUUCCAGCAUCAGCAACACCAGCAAACCCUCCCGCAAACCCUCCCUCUGAGCCCGCUCCCCCAACUCGAUCAUCCCGCCUCAACCCCCGAAAACGCGAAGAUGCCCUCACGCGCCGCGACAUCACCGAGGAAGAACUCAAAGAAAUCAGACCCGGCUACGUAAUGGGCAGUCUUCUCGCCUUCCGCAAGAUUAGGAAAAGCGAAUCCCAUCCGGUAACCAGACGAAUCCAUCUGACGUUUGACGAGGGCAGAGAACUGGAUGCUCGUCGCUUGUUGAACAACCCGAACGGUGGCAUUAGGAAGAGGAAACCACGGGGGACUCCUGUGGCUAGUACUGAGAAGAGGAUGGAGAAUAUGGCUUUUGUGCAGGGGCAGAUUGCGGAGUUGGAUGCGUUUAAGGAUGCGAAGGGACGCUUAGAUCGAGAGCGGUUCAUGUGGCACCCGCUGAUGUUUUCGGGUGGUAGGAAUGUUUUAUUGGAUAAGAUUACGAACAGAUUCUAUAGGAAUGCGUGCUUUUGA
This is a messenger RNA of Glarea lozoyensis ATCC 20868, 612 nucleotides long. RefSeq lists its product as uncharacterized. The record is from RefSeq and is a predicted model, not a curated record. The coding region runs from base 1 to 612 and encodes 203 amino acids. NCBI's taxonomy places the organism in Eukaryota, Fungi, Ascomycota, Leotiomycetes, Helotiales, Helotiaceae. The transcript is spliced from 2 exons.